AUGGACAGUGAUGAAUUAAAGCUCGCCGCCGGCAGCUACUCGCGAAGGGUGGCAGAGGAGCCGCAGGCCGAAGAGGAUCAGUCGCCGCCCUCCGUCCGCGGACGCGACAUUACGCUGACGCUGCGACUUCUUUCGGGGCGGGAGGUGCACAUCAGCAUCAAUGAGGAUGCGACGAUGGCAGAACUGCGGCGCUACAUUGAGAAGACACUGGCCUUGCCUGCACACCUCACGCGACUCUACCUGGGCCAGGACCAGGUUACCUCUGGCUACGACAGCACGCUAGCACAAGCAGGGAUUGAGGAUGAGGGCGUGCUGACUGUGGUGAGCGUGGCCAGUGAAGAGUUCGAAGAGGUAACUCUCGAAGGCUUUGGGCAGCAGCUUUUGCCCGCCCGGCUUCGCAAAGUGAAGUUGUCAGGCGCCUGCGCCUUCUGGCGGCACUACACCUUCAGGGAUGCCCUGCUGGGGGACAAGAUCUCCAUCAGGUGCGUGAAGCAGGCGUUUUCUGACGAGGAGUGGGCCGGGAAUCUCGUGAAAGAGAUCUACUUGCUCCAACACUUCAAGCACGAGAAUAUCUUGAAGCUGUUGGAUGUGCCGCCUGCCUUCGAAGACUUCAACGACAUCUGCAUCAUGGUGGAGCACAUGGACAUCGACCUGGCAUCAGUCCUUAGGAGCUCUCAGGAGCUCACCGAGGAGCACUGCCAAUACCUGACCUACCAAAUCCUGAGGGCCCUGAGCUACAUGCACUCUGCCGGUGUCAUUCAUCACCAGCUGAAGCCCCGCGUCGUCAUGGUGAACAAGAACUGUCAUGUGAAGCUGACAGACUUCUUGGACGCCCUGCCUGCAAACGCAGUGCAUUUCGACGAUGGCGACCACAAUCGCUGGUACCGUGCCCCCGAACUCAUCCUGAACCAAGAUUGGACAGCUCUGAAAUUGAGCGGUGCCUGCGAUGCCUGGAGUGUGGGUUGCAUUCUGGCCGAGAUGUACCGGAGAAAGCCGCUGCUCCCCAGCCGGGAUGCAAUCACGCACGUCCAGAGCAUUCUCAAGCUCCUAGGAGCUCCAACGGAAGAGGAGAUGGAAUGGGUGACAAAUCAGAAGGCACGAGACUUCGUUGCUCGCAAGGCUGGCUGCACGCUUCCAACCUCGGGACCGGAUUCUUGGACGGCGUCCUUGGGAGCUUCCGAGGCUGCACAGGAGCUGCUCCGACGACUGGUCGUUUUCGAUCCACGUCGGCGCUGCACCUGCCAGGAAGCGCUGCAGGAAUCGUAUUUCCAGGACUGGUCGGACCCCGAGGAGAGACAGCUGGACCGCAGCGCAGAGCCCGUGGAUUGGACGCACCUGGAGUCGGUCACAUCUCGGGACAAACAGCGCCAGUACGUCCGGCAGGAGUGCCAUCGACGACAUCCCGAAUUCUUUGAGCCGAAGACUUGA
Molecule: messenger RNA, 1428 nt
Organism: Symbiodinium sp. CCMP2456
Lineage: Eukaryota; Dinophyceae; Suessiales; Symbiodiniaceae
Source: the annotation of a GenBank genome assembly